GCGUCCUUGACAGGCAUGUUUUGGUAACAGUCGAGUGUCAAACAUGCACAGCAGUUGCAAAUUUACUGACUGCAAACCUGACAAGAGAAGAUUUUAAUAGCGGAGCAUGGAGAGACAAGAGUUCGUCGCGUCUCUGGUGGCAGGGGGCUGUGCGGGGAUGUGUGUGGAUCUGACCCUUUUCCCCCUGGACACCAUUAAGACAAGACUGCAGAGUCAGCAGGGCUUCUACAAGGCAGGGGGCUUCAGGGGCAUCUACGCUGGAGUCCCAUCUGCUGCUGUCGGCUCCUUCCCCAACGCCGCUGCUUUCUUUGUCACCUACGAAUGCACAAAGUCCCUGCUCGGCGCUGGCGGAGCGCUAGCAGCACCACACGUGGCACCUGUCACUCACAUGCUGGCCGCCUCCCUGGGAGAAAUAGUGGCGUGUCUGAUCCGGGUGCCCACAGAGGUGGUCAAACAGAGGGCCCAGGCUUCCCCCUCAUCCACCACCCGCCACAUACUGCUGGCUACACUCAGACAAGAGGGUGUCCGAGGCUUGUACAGAGGAUACGGGAGCACGGUUCUCAGAGAGAUCCCGUUCUCGCUGGUGCAGUUUCCACUUUGGGAGUAUUUAAAGACUCUGUGGUCAUGGAGGCAAGGUCACACGCUCUACUCUUGGCAGUCUGCAGUGUGCGGAGCUUUUGCAGGUGCGGUAGCGGCGUUUGUUACCACUCCUCUUGACGUGGCGAAGACCAGGAUCAUGCUCGCAAAGGCCGGGUCGUCUACGGCGAGCGGCAACAUCCCGCUGGUGCUGCAUGAUGUGUGGAAGAGCCGAGGCCUCUCGGGUCUGUUUGCGGGCAGCGUUCCGAGGAUAACCUUCAUCAGUGUGGGUGGGUUCAUCUUCUUGGGGGCCUAUGAAAAGAUUCGCCGCUCUCUGCUGUAGCAGCUCGUCCUCUGAAUGUCCUGAGCCCUGCUGUCCGCCCGGUCCAGCAGGGGAAGUAGCACCCUCGUCCCCUGGAGGCCCUGUUCGCUGCCGUGCCGCCAGGGCCUGAGAAGCAAGAAACAGUGGUGCUCGGGGAGGAAAGAGUCAGCCACAGACCUGACUUCAUUGCCCAGGGUGCAGCAUUCCUGCUCAUCUGAGCCCUGAGUCUAACUGCCUGAGCUCACACUGUAACUGCAGCAGCAGUUUGGUGAAAUGGAGCCCCACCCUGUCACAUGGGGCGAGCAAUGAAGCAUCUUUAAUGUUCAGUGUGUAUGUAUGUGUGUAUGAAUCAAUGAGUUAUCGUAUUAAAGAUGUCUCUUUUUAUGUUUUGAGGUGUGGUUUGGUGAUUUGGCCCUGUGAAGCUUCCUCUUCGUGGUUUCAUGAUCAUUUUUAGUGUUUUAUCCAUAUUUUUUCUCUGCUAAGCCAGGACACCUGUGUGACCCACUGGGGGGAGACACACUAAUAUCUCACUAUUGUUACAUUCCCGCUGGAGCAAGACUGAGCUCAUCCACCUGCAAGAGCUUUCACUUUAUACUUAACAAUAGAGCACUGUGUUAAAUUAACAAGGCUUUAGUUUUAUUAGGAGCCUCAGGUGUCCUGCACAAGCUUUUGUCUUGCAGUUUGGGGUUUAUCUUUUGUGUUUAUGGUGAAAUAUUUCUAUGAGGUAGUUUGAUUGGAUGUUUGAUUGAUUUGAAGUUGAAGCUCUUGUCCAAUAAAGUCAAGGAGUGACUUCUUAAUCUCAAACCUGUGAGAGUGCUGGCUCAUCCUAAAUAGUUUGAU
Molecule: messenger RNA, 1738 nt
Organism: Centropristis striata (black sea bass)
Lineage: Eukaryota; Metazoa; Chordata; Actinopteri; Perciformes; Serranidae
Gene: slc25a26
Product: solute carrier family 25 member 26
Exons: 10
Coding region: 107-919 (270 amino acids)
Biological process (GO): transmembrane transport
Cellular component (GO): mitochondrial inner membrane
Molecular function (GO): S-adenosyl-L-methionine transmembrane transporter activity
Source: RefSeq, a predicted model, not a curated record